Messenger RNA from Botrytis byssoidea, 2571 nucleotides. RefSeq lists its product as uncharacterized. Gene Ontology annotation, biological process: regulation of MAPK cascade; intracellular signal transduction; protein phosphorylation. Lineage: Eukaryota; Fungi; Ascomycota; Leotiomycetes; Helotiales; Sclerotiniaceae. Gene Ontology annotation, molecular function: protein serine/threonine kinase activity; ATP binding. The record is from RefSeq and is a predicted model, not a curated record. Bases 1 to 2571 code for a protein of 856 amino acids. The transcript is spliced from 4 exons. Gene Ontology annotation, cellular component: cytoplasm.
AUGGAUCAGGAAAUCAAAACAACCAGCCGCAGGUUAACUAAGUUAACUAAAAGGCCACCACCAUCCAAAGCUAUAGCUUCAUUCGAGGCAAGACAAAACGACAGCUCAUCUUUUUCCUUCCAUACAUCUUUACGAAGCCAGCGUAGCUCUGGAAGCUUACAGCGAGCCCCAUCGGCACCUUCUUACCCCAGAUCUUACUACGCUCCAGGUCAUACCCGAAAACUUACCUCUCCCCAUCCCGCAUCCAGUAAUUCGUCUCUUGAGCAUCAAUAUUCGAACACCUCUCCAGUAUUGGCCGGUUCAGAAUUCGUGCUUCAGCCCAUAGGCAUGGGAGGAGCGAAUGAUAAUCGCCGUUCCAUUCCAUCGCGACCAAUAAGUGAGAAGAGUUCCGAAGACUUUAUCGGUGCUCCCUUUGAUAGUUCUGGUUUAUUUAGUCACAUCGAUUCAACAAAGUCUUCUAGUACCCCAAAUACUUUGCGGCGACCGCCACCACCACAGUUAUCGCACACGAGUCCGGCAUAUAUGGUAAGUCCACAGUUACGGCAAUCCGCAAGUUUUACCGCAGGCGAUAAGAUGAGCGAAAAAGCCCCUCCACGCGUGGGUGAAAACCAGCUCAUCAGUCCCAAGAGGUACUCGGAUGAGACUAAGGAGCCCAAAUCCGGAAUGCUAAGAAAAAAGUCGGGCUUCUCUGGUUUUAUGAGCAGCAUAGGUGUUGGCUCACCUAGAGGGGUCAAAAUUUCCGCACCUGAGAAUCCUGUGCAUGUUACUCACGUUGGAUACGAUAACACAACUGGUCAGUUUACUGGGUUGCCAAAAGAAUGGCAGCGUAUGAUCAACGAAAGUGGAAUCACGAAAAAGGAACAAGAGCAGCAUCCGCAAACAAUUGUCGAUAUCGUCGGUUUCUAUAAAGAGAACACGGAUAAAGGUGGUGAAGAAAUAUUUGACAAAUUUGAUCAUGCAAAGGUACCAGAGAUGACGAUGGCGCGCACUGCGCCGGCGCCAUUGCCAUUGUCCCCGAGCUUCAAUAAUCCGAAUUAUGGUUCAAUGACACCGAUGAUGAGUCCUCCAGCUAGUCCUCGAUUUCCCUCGAAUAACGAGAUGAAUUUCGAGAACCCAAGAUCCCCGCCUCCAAUUCCACGCGGAACUCAAGGUGUGGGUUCCCAGCCCAAGCCUGAGCUCAAUGGGCUCGUUCCCAACAGACCAGCCCCUAGGCCACCUAUGUCGAUGCAAGGGCCUACUCGAGUUGCACCACCGCCACCUGCCGCUGGUAAAGAUUCUGGAAUUGGAAUGACCCGUCAAAGUGAUGAUUUACCGGCAUUGGCAUACGUCCCUCCAACUGUACAGGACAACGGCCCUAUGCUUCCAGAAGAACACAGGUCAAGAUCAAGAUCAAAUUCAAGAGUAAACGGCACACCACCAUAUACAACUCCAGUACCAGCAUCUCCACAGGUUUACCAACAACAGAUUUUGCACCAUCAAGAGCAGGCAAUGCAACAGGCUCAACAGGCAAUGAGCCGAUCGAUUAGUGUCAAGAAGCCCACUCAGCAAGCUACUCCGCCAACUCCUCAAGGUCAAUUCCCAGCGAAUGGUGUUCCACACCCAAUCCAACAAGCUAGACAUGUACCGGGUCCACGCCCCAGGCAACGAGCACGACAAAGCACUGGUUUUGAUAUUGUCACCAGGUUAAAGCAAAUUUGUACAGAGGGUGACCCUCGAGAUAUUUACAGGGAGCUCACUAAGAUUGGACAAGGUGCAUCUGGUGGUGUCUAUACUGGUUAUGAACGAGGGACAAAUCGAUUGGUAGCCAUCAAACAAAUGAAUCUCGAACAACAGCCAAAGAAAGAUUUGAUCAUCAACGAAAUUCUGGUCAUGAAAGACAGCUCUCAUCCGAAUAUAGUCAAUUUUAUUGACAGUUUUCUGGUCACUGGAGAACUUUGGGUAAUUAUGGAAUACAUGGAGGGUGGAAGUUUGACAGAUGUUGUUACUUUCAAUAUUAUGUCAGAAGGUCAAAUUGCGGCAGUUUGUCGGGAGACUUUGAAGGGUUUACAACAUCUGCACUCCAAAGGAGUCAUUCAUCGUGACAUCAAGUCGGAUAACAUUCUUUUGUCUAUGGAUGGAAACAUUAAACUCACUGAUUUCGGCUUCUGUGCCCAAAUUAACGAAGCUCACAAUAAACGUACUACCAUGGUUGGUACACCAUACUGGAUGGCACCCGAAGUUGUCACACGCAAAGAAUAUGGGCGCAAAGUUGAUAUCUGGUCUCUUGGUAUUAUGGCGAUUGAAAUGAUUGAAGGAGAGCCCCCCUACCUCACCGAAUCACCCCUGAGAGCUUUAUACUUAAUCGCAACGAACGGCACUCCUGCCAUCAAGAACGAACAGGAAUUGAGCAUUGUCUUCCGGGAUUUCCUUUACUUUGCUCUUAAGGUCGACCCAGAAAAGCGAGCUAGUGCUCAUGAUUUGUUAAGGCACGAUUUCAUGAAACAAUGCACAGACCUCAUUCAAUUGGCACCUUUAGUACGAUCUGCACGCAAUGCCCGAGCACAAGAAAAAGCUCAGAAGGCACUAUCAUGA